CCAUCUUUUAUCAAAUCUGAGGGGAAUAGAGCCACAAGGAAAAUGCGGGAAACUGGGAUGGAGGGGCAGUGAGGCCCCCCCCCCCGUGAGGGGUCAAUAAUAAUACCCUCUGAGGGGCAAUAAUGCUCUGAGGGCGGCAUCAAUACCAGAGAGGGGCAAUAAUACCCUCUGAGGGGGCGAUAAUAUCAGAUGGGGGCUCUAAUCCCCUCUGAGGGGAUGAUAAUCUCCCAGAGUGGGGUCAUUUAUACCCCCUGAGGGGUGUAAUAAUCUCCCAGAGAGGGAGCUGUAACACCCACUAUGAGGGGGACAAUAAUGCCCUCUGAAAAGGUGCUGAAUAGAAGAACCACUCGUACUAGCAAUGAACAGGGGUCACGCAUACUCCACUGAGAAGUCAAUCCCCAUGUAAUGCUGCCAUUGAGGUUUACAGUGUUUCCCAGUGUAAUAUCUCCAGUGAGAGUGAAAUUAAUAAACUCCAGGGAGGUGGCAGUAAUUUGGCCCAGUGAUAGAGACAGUAAUAUACUCAGUUAGGGAGGUGCUGCAAAAUCCCCCAGUGAGUGAUAUUCCCACUGAGGGUCGCAGUAAUCCAUGACCAACAACCUCCUCCAACCUCCACUGCUGAUGACAGAAAUAUCCUCUUGGGAGUCAGACGGAGGAAUAUGCCUAAUGAGUGCAAGGAUGGUCAUAUCUCACUGGAGGUGAGGGACCCUAAUACUCCUACUGGUAGUAAGGGACAUUAACAAGCCCCUUCCAAGCUCGGAAACAUCAGCAAGAUUAUUUAAUCUUGUUUUUAUAAAGCUGGACAACAUUCCUAUAAUUUCUUAUUACUACUGAGGGUUCAAUAUAGCAGACAAUUUCAGCAGACUUGAUGUAGUGCACUGUCAAAAUGUCAAAGGGUCAGCACGUAAUUGGCAGUGCAAAAAAGGUUCAUUUUCAAGUUGCGAAUGUUGACCUGUCUGACCAAUCCCCCGUUCAAAUAGAAUUUGAGAAACUGAGCCACAUUCCAUGCGGUACGAUACAUUUAGGAAGAGAUCAGAAAAUUGAACAAGUUGUGGAAUCCAGUCAGAACUUUGAACUGCAGUCUCAAGAUGAGACUUCAGUUAGUGCAUCUUCUCGCAAAAUCAACAUUUCCAAAAGUAGUUUGCCUUCUUUUGAGGCUCAACAACAAGACCAGUUAUCUUCACAUGUUAAAAAACCAGUCAGUUCACAGAAGACAAGUAAUAUAUUAGCUGUUCUUGGCCUUUCAUCUAAGGAUCUAGAUGAAGUGAAGGGCUUUCCUAAAGACAAACUUACACUUGACACAUUGCCGAAGAUUCUUAAGCAAAUUAAGAAGAAAAGAGCAUCUUUGAAACAUGGGAAAAGUGACAAUUCUCCACAACAAAACCAAUCCACCGGUACUUCUCGUGAUGGUAGCAUCGAAGAAAAACCAUCGACAAAAGGUCAAGGCACUGUGAUCAAGCCACUAGUCAACUAUGGCUAUGAUCCUUCCUCUGGAGAGUCCAGUCCUGGAUCUGAACGGGAAGAAGUAAGUGGUGAUGGUUCUCGUAAAAAAGAGAGACAUUUCACUGAGUCCCCAAAUUGUCGAAGUAAAUUUGAUUCUGAUUCCGAAACUGAAUCUGAUUACGAAAUAGUUGAGGAACAUCACAUGCCAUGUGAAGAAGAAUCUCUCCUUGAGACAAAAAGGAAAACUCCUAUUCUGCAAAACAUAAAGGAUUUUCUUGGUUACUUGCCUGUGGUGCUUCCACACUGCUGCUCACUGUGUGACAAAAUAAUUGAUACUCUCCAGGAUUGGAAUGGCCACAUGAAUGAUCCAUUACACAAGCUACGUUGUCUGCUUCUUCAGAGAGUCUACCCAGAUUGGAACCCAGGAGAACUGCCAGAUACAAAGAAAAGUCCAGAGAAGACCAAAGCUCCAAUUGUUGUCCUGAAAAAAAAGGUGAAGAUCAAAAGAAACACAGAAUUUCCUGAACAAAGCAAACGAGAAAAUCUGAAAGAACUCCGUAGUCGAGUUGUGGUCCUCAGCAAUUUGCCAUCAUCCGGUUUUUCAGAUUUUGAUACUGUGAGGCUUGGUUCUGGUUUUGGAAGGGUUCUCAAGUAUUUAAAAGUUGGGGAAAAGGCUUUCCUGAAAAUGGAUUCCGAAAUUGCUACUAAUAACUUAAUUGAACACUUCAGGAGGAAUCCUUUAUUUUAUGGUAGAUUAUUGACUGUGAAUAUAUCUUCUGCUCAAAUACAACCAUUGCUUAAGAAACCAUCUGCAAAGAUUGAAGAAAUGUUGAAGAAAGUAAAUCAAGCAGAUAUAAGUACAAAAGAAUGUUUUCUGGGUCCUAUCUUGAAGCAUAAACCUGAUGAUUUGAAAAAGUCCUCGCCAUCUGGAAGAGAGAGGAAAAGUUCUGAAAGUAGUGAGAAAGCAGAGUCAAAGAGCUCCGAUGAGAGUGAUGGAACAGAGGGAUGGAGAAGUUUUUCAAGGACAAGGCACAGAAACCGUGAAAAGAUGCAACACGGAAACCGAGAUAGAAUAGCACGAAGAAACUCUAAACUAAAACAGCGGCAAAGCCAUGAAAGUAGAGAGUGGAGGGCCAACCGAGGAAGAGGAAUGCGGAGAACCAGCCGCGAGAGGGGAGAGCGCAGAGGUAGCCGCGAGAGGGGAGAGCGCAGAGGCAGCCGCGAGAGAGGAGAGCGCAGAGGCAGCCGCGAGAGAGGAGAGCGCAGAGGUAGCCGUGACAGGGCUGAACGUAGGGGUGGCCGUGAAAGAAGGGUACAUAGAGGUAGCAGGGAAUGGCGAGAGCAGAGAGCCAGCAUUGAGAGAGUGGUGCGAGGAGGCAGCAAUGAAAGACGGGUGCGGCGAAGCAGUAGACAGAGAGUAGAGAGGGGAGUUGGCAGCAGCGAACGGAGAGACAGUAGUGAGAGGGGAGGUAGCAGUGAAAGGGGCGAAUGGGGAAAUAGUAAUGAUAGGGAAGAGCGGGAAGGCAGCAGUGAUAGGCUGGAGUGGGGAGACAGCAGUGAGAGAUGGGAGUGGGAUGAUAGUAGUGAGAGACGGGAGUGGGGUGACAGCAGUGAGAGACGAGCGUGGGAUGACAGCAGCGAUAGGUUAGAGUGGGGUGACAGCAGCGAUAGGUUAGAGUGGGGUGACAGCAGCGAUAGGUUAGAGUGGGGUGACAGCAGUGAGAGACGGAAGUGGGGUGACAGCAGUGAGAGACGGGAGUGGGGUGACAGCAAAGAUAGGAGGGAGCCUAAAAUAAAUGAUGUAGAAAUGAAUUCUGAGGAGCUUCGAGAGGAAAGUGCUAUUCCAUUUCUGGGAAAUGAUUCAGAACUUGAAGCUCUGUUGGACAAGUCUGAAACGAAUGAUGAUGGAAGCAUUCUAAAGCAUGAGCAGGAUGGAUCGAAGGAUGAAAUGAAAGAAACCGGUACUCAAGUUGAUACAAAAAUAAAUCUACAAGAGACAGUGUUGGAGAAGAGCUUUAGGACCAUGAAAACGUUACAGCACAGAAAGGAGGCAUUCGGAAUAAACUAG
This is a messenger RNA of Rhincodon typus (whale shark), 3508 nucleotides long. RefSeq lists its product as uncharacterized. The record is from RefSeq and is a predicted model, not a curated record. Lineage: Eukaryota; Metazoa; Chordata; Chondrichthyes; Orectolobiformes; Rhincodontidae. The transcript is spliced from 12 exons. Bases 884 to 3508 code for a protein of 874 amino acids.